Racocetra persica is the source of this 122-nucleotide messenger RNA. The record is from the annotation of a GenBank genome assembly. Lineage: Eukaryota; Fungi; Glomeromycota; Glomeromycetes; Diversisporales; Gigasporaceae.
AUGUUAUAUCUUCAUUAUCUCCAUUGAUUGCUCAAAUUCCUCAAUAUAUAGAUCAGGAACCUCCUGAUGAAUAUUAUAAUAAAACAGUACAAGUAUUUGCAUAUGAAGGUGUAUUAGAAGUU